Molecule: messenger RNA, 333 nt
Organism: Peronospora matthiolae
Lineage: Eukaryota; Oomycota; Peronosporomycetes; Peronosporales; Peronosporaceae
Source: the annotation of a GenBank genome assembly
AUGGUCUUUACUUUGGUUGUCCAUCUUCACGUCAGGGAAGGCAAAGAUGUUGAGAGGAAAAUUCACGACAAACUCAUUGAGGCCUCGAAGAUGUACAUGACCUACGCCGACGUCAUCGGUUGGCAUGCGAUGCAGGACCAUGCAGACCCUUGCAAAUGGACCAUUGUCGAGCGCUACAAGUUCUCUAGCGGCGUGCACAUUCACGACGCGAAUCCGUAUUUUGAUGCAUUUGGGACCUACAUGGGACCACUGCUUGACCAGCCUGUGGAUGUGCGCCAAUGUAAUGAGCUCGACACUAGCGAGCCUGUUCCAUGCAGACUAGACGGUAUGUGA